AGAGCCUGAACAGCCUUUAUGAGCAGCACAGAGAAACCAGACCCCAGAGCUAUGUGACAGACAGGUGUAGCGCCAUAACCCGGAAACACGACAGAGCAAAACAACAGGAAUCUUCGUACAGAAGUCAUGGACAAGAACAUUCAACAGGAUUUUGAGAACCAGUUCAAUGACGUGGUCUCAAGACUACAAUCAAAGCAGAUGUUUCAGUCAGAUUGGGACAUUGCCUCCUUCGCUGUUUUCUUCAUCUUUAUAGGUAUGGUCCUCUUGCUGGUUCUUUUGGUCCUCAUCCGCUGCUGUUGUUGCUGCUGCUGUGAUGAGAAGCCAAGAAGACAGAAGGUGGGCAUCGAGAAUAUGGGAAUGGAGCCAUGAUUUUCCAGAAAUGAUGGGAACCACUACAUUCAAAUCACUCACAAAAUAACAAUUAUGUGAAUAGAUUUUUAUAUCACUUAUGCCACCUAAUGAUUAUUUGUACUUGGAAAAGGUAAAUUUAUAGAGGAAGAAAAUAUUUUAGUUAGAUGCUUCCUUAUAGGAGUGAUAGAAGACCAAACCUUUCCCACCUGUGUAAAAAUGCUAUUAAUAUGUAACCAGGACAUCACAUGACUAAAGCUGUGUUGUCCAUUACAGAUUACACUUUCUAGCUAAACACAUUAUUUAAGCACUUUAUUGCAACAUUCCUGGGUGAAAAGAAUGCAGGCCCUUAACAAACAGCCUUCAUUGACAUUUUCUUGUUUAUGAAGAUCUUUUAAUCUGAAACCUGGCUGUUUGUGGUUAUCCCAGAUAUCACAACCACUCAACCAACACCUAAAGUUUUUAGUGAAAUGGUUUAGUCUUGACUUUUAAAUCUGAAAUGUAAUCAUUACAAAACUUAUAC
Pimephales promelas (fathead minnow) is the source of this 871-nucleotide messenger RNA. RefSeq names its product small integral membrane protein 22 (gene smim22). Gene Ontology annotation, biological process: regulation of cell population proliferation. Lineage: Eukaryota; Metazoa; Chordata; Actinopteri; Cypriniformes; Leuciscidae. The record is from RefSeq and is a predicted model, not a curated record.